Condylura cristata (star-nosed mole) is the source of this 3689-nucleotide messenger RNA. It is a transcript of the gene PKP2, whose product is annotated as plakophilin 2. Gene Ontology annotation, molecular function: molecular adaptor activity; intermediate filament binding; cadherin binding. The record is from RefSeq and is a predicted model, not a curated record. NCBI's taxonomy places the organism in Eukaryota, Metazoa, Chordata, Mammalia, Eulipotyphla, Talpidae. Bases 1 to 2442 code for a protein of 813 amino acids. The transcript has 14 exons. Gene Ontology annotation, biological process: cell-cell adhesion; intermediate filament bundle assembly; heart development. Gene Ontology annotation, cellular component: adherens junction; nucleus; plasma membrane.
AUGGUGAUGAUGGUGGUGGUGAUGGUGAUGAUGGCGGUGGUGAUGAUGGCGGUGGUGGUGGUGGUGAACGUGAUGAUGGCGGUGGUAAUGAUGGUGGUGGUGGUGAUGGUGAUGAUGGCAGUGGUGAAGGUGAUGAUGGCAGUGGUGGUGGUGGUGAAGGUGAUGAUGGCGGUGGUAAUGAUGGUGGUGGUGGUGAAGAGAGAGUUUCCCUUGAAUCUGGGCUGGGCUUGGAAUCUCCACCGAACCAGCAGUGUGCCUGAAUAUGUCUACAAUCUACACUUGCUUGAAAACAAUUUUGCUGGUGGGCGAACCCCGAUCACCGCAACCUAUGACAUGCCCAAGGGGGGCGCCACGGCCACAUAUGACAGCCGCUGGGGGCGCGGGCCAGGCUGGCACAGUUCGCAGCGUUCGGUGGAGGAGCGCACCUGGCGGCAGCCGCUGCGCAGACUGGAGGUGUCGCCCGACAGCAGCCCCGAGCGUGCGCGAUAUGCGCACAGCCUGUGUGAACCCCGCUGCGCCCCGCGUGGGCCCAGCCUUCGCAACCCCGAUGCCCGCCGGACCCUGCUGAUGCCCCCGCGUUACGCACGCUCUGAAGCGGCGGGGUUGGGGUUCUCCGGGACGGCCCCCCGCACCCACAACACCUACCACGUGCAGCAGCACGCGGGCCCCACCACCGACUGGGCCUUCGAAGGUGCGCGGCCUGGCACCAGCCACAGCCUGGGCAACCUCCUGGAGAAGGAGAACUACGCGGCCGUGCGGUCCCUGCCGCAGCCCUUCCACCACCGCACCAGCCGCUCGUUCUGGCGCCAGAGCUCUUUCCACAGCGCGCGUUCGGUCCCGGAGGCCGGCGCCAGCGUGGUCGUGGACUCGGGCCGCAAGAUGCACAUGACUGCUGGGCAGGUGGCGGCUGUGGGCGGCUCUGCGCCCCUGGACCGGACCCUGCUCCCAGAUACCCCACCCGGGAACUUGGACAUGGAGAUGACCCUGGAGCGAGCCGUGGGCAUGCUGGACCCAGACCACACACCGCCUGCCAGGAUCUGCGCGGCCGCCACCUUCAUCCAGCACGAGUGCUUCCAGAAGGCCGAGGCGCGCAAGAGGGUUAACCAGCUUCACGGCAUCCCCAAGCUCCUGCAGCUGCUCAAAGUCCAGAGUGAGGACGUCCAGAGGGCUGCGUGCGGGGCCCUGAGGAACUUGGUGUUUGAGGACAACGACAACAAGAUGGAGGUGGCCGAGCUCAGUGGGGUCCCUCGGUUGCUGCAGGUGCUAAGGCACACCAGAGACCUGGAGACCAAGAAGCAGAUCACAGGUUUGCUGUGGAAUUUGUCUUCCAACGAUAAGUUGAAGCACAUGAUGAUAACAGAAGCCCUGCUCACCCUGACGGAGAACAUCAUCAUCCCCUUUUCGGGGUGGCCGGAAGGAGACUACCCCAAAGCAAAUGGUCUGCUCGAUUUUGACAUAUUCUACAACGUCACGGGAUGUUUGAGAAACAUGAGCUCCGCGGGCCCCGAGGGCAGGAAGGUGAUGCGGAGGAGCGACGGGCUGAUUGACUCCCUGGUCCACUACGUCCGGGGCACCAUCGCAGACUACCAGCCAGACGACAAGGCCACGGAGAACUGCGUGUGCAUCCUGCACAACCUCUCCUACCAGCUGGAGACGGAGCUCCCAGACAGGUACUCCCAGAGCAUCUACGUUCAGAACCGCACGGUGCAGGCCGACGACAACAAGAGCAUCGGGUGUUUCGGCAGUCGGAGCAGGAAAAUAAAAGAGCACUACCCAGAUUUGCCAAUGCCGGAGGAGAAGAGCAACCCCAAGGGCGUGGAGUGGCUGUGGCAUUCCAUUGUGACGCGGAUGUACCUGUCCCUGAUCGCCAAGAGCACCCGCAGCUACACACAGGAGGCCGCACUGGGUGCGCUGCAGAACCUGACAGCAGGGAGUGGGCCCAUGCCCACGGCAGUGUCCCAGACAGUGGUCCAGAAGGAGAAUGGCCUGCAGCAUGCCCGGAAGAUGCUGCACGUGGGUGACCCAGUGGUGAGGAAGGCUGCUGUCUCCCUGCUGCGGAACCUGUCCCGGAACCUUGCCCUGCAGAACGAGAUCGCCAAGGAGACACUGCCUGACUUGGUUUCCAUUAUCCCUGACACCGCCCCACGGACAGAGCUGCUCAUCGAGACCACAGCCUCCGCCUGCUACACCCUGGCCAACAUCAUCCAGAACAGCUACCAGAACGCGAGGGACCUCCUGAACACGGGGGGCCUGCAGAAGAUCAUGGCUAUCAGUGCCGGAGACAGCUACGCCACCAGCAAGGCCAGCAAGGCCGCCUCCGUGCUCCUGUACUCUCUGUGGACACACACAGAGCUGCACAACGCCUUCAAGAAGGCUCAGUUUAAGAAGACAGAUUUUGUCAACACCAGGACUGCCAAAGCCUACCACUCCCUGAAAGACUGAGGGAGGUGCCCCCAAACCGCCCCACUGUUCUCAGCCACCAAAAAAUCCCACUGGAAAAUACCUAUUUUUCUACGACCCAGCCCAACAGACAUCAAGAUAGCGUGCCCUGUUCCUUUCCUGCCUGUUGCCAUAGUCCCUGGAAUCCAGAAAACAUCGCUAGAAUAUACUUUUAUCAGUUUCCCAGAAGACAUUCGCAUGUCUGCACAGCCCACCAGCUGUGGGCCAGAUUUCACUUACUACGAAUGGUCUCUGCACCCAGGACAAUGGCCAUGGGACUCUUGGAGCUAACAUGUAAAUUAUGUGGAAUGGUCACCAAUGGAGCCGGCCAGAAGCUGUCCCAGCCCUGGGACUUUGGAAGCUUGAUUUACGUUUAUAGCCUCUCUGGCUUCCCCUCUAGUCAUGCAAAUCACCUCUCCUGAAGCACAGUGUGGUUGAAACAGGAGUGGAAACCACCAGAAACUUCUUCAGAGCCCCCAGGAGAAAACUUAAUGGCAAAAUGGUUUGUUUACUCCCUGCUUCUCUGUCCUCAUUUUUUCCCCUCUUAUUUUCAGUUAAGAAAUUUAGAUCACAGCAUGUACGUAACAGUAAGAAAGUGAACUGGGAGGUGGCUGGAAGGACUCGAGCAUCUUUCCCCAAGAAAGGCAGCUUUGGCUGAGACAUGCAGUGUUCCCUCCGAACACCAAGUCAGGGUGAUUUUUGUUCAAGGAAAUGCUUUGCCUAUAACAACACUAUUAAAUGCUAAUCUCCUGUUUGCCAGCACCUACCAUGGGCUGGUGGAAGGACAGGUCGGGCUCUGCUCUUUGGUUUCAGGAGGAACCAAGGCCUCUUUGAUCUGGCAGCCAGGUGACCACAGACAUAGCUGGCUUAGUGCGUUGCUUUGCGACUUGAAAAAUUAACAGGGUCUCUAAACCUCACGGUGUCUUCCCUGGGCCAUGGCUUUAAGUCAAAGAAACUGGAGAGAAGCAAAAUGAAGAAAUCAUGUUAAGGAAAAAGGUGCCUAGUCCAUGAAGAAGUGAGAAGUCCUAAUGCUGAAAAGUUGGAUGGCACCGUUUGCUGCAGCAAAUCUGUUUUGUUAUUUUAAGUGGAUGGUGAUGAACACCCUUGUGAAAUCAGCCUUCUCAACUGUAAUUCUGUCAUGUUUUGCUUUGUUUAAAAAUAUAUAUCUGACAGUGUUUGUUAUAAGAAAAUAAGAAGGAAGAAAAUUCUUUCAGCUGCUUUUGUUCAGAAAAGUAUAAUAGCAAAUAAAU